CGUGGCCUGAUGUCAUGGCGGUCAUCACGGAAGGUAAUCGCCGCAUGGAUGCCUCCGCCCUCAGGGAGUACUUCCAGCCUCUGGAGAACUGGCUGCGGAAGGACAACAAGAAGCAUGGUGCUGCCGUAGGAUGGAAACUUGGUCACGAUGGAAAGGCGGAACUCUAUCAUCCCUUGAAGAAAAUAGCAGCCAACUCGCCAACACUGGGAGCAUUGUAG
Messenger RNA from Darwinula stevensoni, 218 nucleotides. NCBI's taxonomy places the organism in Eukaryota, Metazoa, Arthropoda, Ostracoda, Podocopida, Darwinulidae. The record is from the annotation of a GenBank genome assembly.